Lodderomyces beijingensis is the source of this 642-nucleotide messenger RNA. The record is from the annotation of a GenBank genome assembly. NCBI's taxonomy places the organism in Eukaryota, Fungi, Ascomycota, Pichiomycetes, Serinales, Debaryomycetaceae.
AUGUCCGAAGACUUUCUAGACCAGCAGUCCCAAAUCAACGCCAAGAGUCUACAUUACCUCCUCCAGGAGCUAGUGCCCGCCUCCAUUCGGGUGUCGGAACAGCUAAGAAACGCUGCCAAUGGCACACCAGCUACAGAAGACAUCCAAACACGAAUCGAUUCUGAGCUAUCUCCCGUCAAGGACGACCAGCCCGGCACAAUCAACGUGUUCAACGCACGCUAUUUGCAUCUGGACGAGACUACAAUACGCAUAGAGACCUAUGGGUACACCUUGGGCUUGAAACUAGCCGAGAUUCUACUUUACAAAAACUCAAACAAGAGCAAAAUGGUGGACAUAUUAGACAUUAUGAAGUUUGUCUGCCGAGACGUUUGGAAGCUCAUGUACGACAAGCAGAUGGACAACUUGCGCACAAACCACCGGGGCACCUUUGUGCUUGUUGACAACGACUACCGGUUGAUCAACCGGUUGAACAGCGCCAAGGGCGAAAGCGACACGUUGGAAAAGGCAAAGUUGUACAUGUGGUUCCCGUGCGGUGUCAUCCGGGGCAUAUUGAUGAGCUUUGGUGUCGAGGCCAAUGUAGUGGGUGAAAUAACGCUGUUUCCGGGAGUCGUUUUCAAUAUCCAUACUUCCAUCAACAAUUGA